CAGGAAGUUAGCACUAUAAAUAGGAAGUUAAGACACAAUGCACCGAACCAGGCAAUUUAAGCAACUUUAUAUUGAUCAAACUAAGCUGAAAUAAAGACAGGUAACCGGAGAUCAGAACAAGAUGGGUGAACAAGUGCAACCAAAAGGAAAGGUGAUAAGCAUUCUGGCCAUAGAUGGGGGCGGCGUCAGGGGAAUUAUUCCAGGCACUGUUCUUGCUUUUCUUGAAGCUCAACUCCAGAAGAUUGAAGGCAACCCAAAUGCAAGGAUAGCAGACUACUUUGAUGUGAUAGCAGGAACUAGCACUGGGGGGCUUGUGACUGCAAUGCUGACUACUCCUGGAGAUAAUGGCCUCCCUCUGUUUGCUGCUGCUGAUAUUCCCAGAUUUUAUUUGAACGAGUCCCCCAAUAUCUUCAAGAAAACAUCAUCGGAAACAAGAACUGCAGCAGCCAGCAGUUCUUUACUCACCACAAACGUUGCGGAAUUUGGUGCUGUUGUGAAACCCCCCAACUUUGAGUUGCCUCAGUUUUCGGAAAAAGAUAUCCCUGAUUUUUACAAGCAUCCCCAACUCCCAACAGGGCCGCUUCAAGCUUCCAUUGCCAAUGCCAAUAUAAGUAAUUUGACGUCAUUUGCGCUUCCUAAUAUUUGGGAUUGGUUCAAGAAACUAGGCUCUAACGUGUGGUAUGUCAUCGAGUUCAUUCAAAGGAUGGGUUUCCGCCCUAUGUACGAUGGUGUUUACUUGCAUGCCAUGAUCAAAGACAUGGUUAGAGAUAUCAAGCUUAACCAAACACUCACUAAUGUCGUUAUCCCGACUUAUGACGUUCACCACUUGAAACCUGUCAUCUUCUCCUCUUUCCAGGCAAAGAAGGAGGCGUCAAAGAACCCAAAACUCGCACAUGUUUGUAUUGCCACAUCCGCAGCUAGGCCUGUCAAUGGGUCGGGUCUAGACCCGGACCCGACCCGGACCCGGUUGUUUUUAACGGGUAUGGGUCCUUAUUUUAUUCCGUUUACCCGGACCCGGACCCGGACCCGUUAGUACUUUUAAUAAACGGGUCGGGUAUGGUACUUAUGAUUCCGACCCGUUAAGGACCCGGACCCGAUUAAAAUUUCUUAUUAGUAUUUAUACACACACUAAUACAUAAAGAGAUUAGUUAUAAUACUUCAAAUAAAAAUACAAACUAAUAUAUAUAAAGUGAUUAGUUUUAAUUCUUUGAUUAAAAAGAAACAAAUUAAUACAUACCUAAUGUAUAAGUGAUAAUAUAAUAGUAUGUAGUAUAUAAUAUGCUUUUAGUCCAAAAGAACUUUUUGUGACCUAAUUUCUAGUCUAAUAUACGAGCUUUCUGUGGGAGAGAAAGAGACACAAAGUGCGGAAUUGUACGCAUCUACAAGAACCGAUAUUUUAUUCAAUAAAAGUACUAAUUUUCUAUGAUAAACCUUGAUUUUUUUUGAAAAGUGAAGAUAUAUUUUUCUUUUAAAUUUGUGCACUUUGAUUUACAUUUCAUAUACAUGUUUUACUAUUUUUAAAAAAUUAUAUAAUGUUCUGUCAAAAAAAAGUUAUAUAAUGUUGUGCAUAUGAUACUUGGCGGGUCUACCCGACCCGGUUCCGAGACCCGUUGGGUCCGGGUCCGGGUCCAAAUUUUUAGACCCGCCGGGGUAAACGGGUCGGGUCCGGGUCCUUUAUUUACUUAGCGGGUCCGGGUCUGGAACACUACGUUCCGACCCGGACCCGACCCAUUGACAGGUCUAUCCGCAGCACCAGUUUACUUCCCUCCUCAUAGCUUUGAGCUCCAAUCAUCUCAAGGGAUUGAGAAGUUCAACCUCGUCGAUGGCGGAGUUGCCGCUAACAAUCCUGUGCUGGUGGCUAUCUGGGAAGCAGCAAGAGCGUAUAAAGUUGCCCCGUUGCCAGAGAAUUUCAGGAUCCUUUCACUGGGGACAGGGUCAUGUACAGGCACUCAAAUGGCUGAAGUCGGCGACGCCACUAGUUGGGGCGUGGUUAGGUGGUUGUUGUUUCCGGAUAACACUCCUCGUAUCACCGAUGUUUUCAUGAGCGGCAAUGAUAAUAUGGUGGACGCUUACACCUCUCUGCUGUUUGGCGGCGGAACCGCUUCCGCCGGCCCCGAAAACUUCCUUAGAAUCCAAUACCAAGGGAUGAAGUACGAUGAAUGUCUGGUGGAUGACUCUAGCAAAGCCUAUCUACAAAAGUUGGAACAGUUUGCUAAUGAUCUGCUCAAGGAUCCUGUUUCUGGUCCGACCACUUCCAACCCUCUUGAGCUCACAAAUGAAGAGGCUCUCAUUUCGUUUGCUCGUAAUUUGGUGAGAGACAAGUUCCACCCAUAAAUGUGAUGAGUGUCUGAUGAUGUACGGACAGUGUGGUACAAAUAAAGGGCCUGGUGCAGUCUCGAUUCAAAUAAUAUGCUUGCUUUUGUGUGUCAUUUUCAGUCAUAAUUUGUAACGUCGUGUAAUGACAAAUAAAGCCAAUAUUUCGAUUUGAGGUACCUCUUUCGGGUAGGAUCGAUCAUAAAUUAAAAUAAAGCAGUCCAGCAUGUUGAGCUAGGAUGCUCAUCUACAACCUGCACGAUGUAUUGGAUAUAUAUGUAUAAUGUAUGUGUGUCUUCACUCUCACCUUUAAUAAAAUCUUAAUUUCAAAUACGAGAGUAUCAA
Messenger RNA from Cuscuta epithymum, 2658 nucleotides. The record is from the annotation of a GenBank genome assembly. Lineage: Eukaryota; Viridiplantae; Streptophyta; Magnoliopsida; Solanales; Convolvulaceae.